AUGAAGUUCUCUACUAUUACUGCUUCUCUUGGUUUGGCUGGUGCAGUCUUUGCUGCUCCCCCUCCAACUUUCAGCACUAUCCAGCCUAACAAUGCUGAGAUUAGUGCUGCUGCUGCCACUGCUGCCACCAACUCUUACAAGCAUGCCAAGUAUGUCCCUGGUCGUGCUUUCGACCGUAUUGUUCACAUUUGGCUCGAGAACACCGAUUAUGACAAGGCUCUUGGUGAAUCUCACCUUAACGAGCUUACCAAAGAAGGUAUCCUUCUUACCAACUACUUUGCUUUGACCCACACCUCUGAGCCCAACUACAUGGCUUCUGCUGGUGGUGAUUACUUUGGUCUUGGUAAUGACAACUUUGAGAGACUUCCUCAAAAUGUCUCUACCAUUGCUGACUUGUUGGAGUCCAAGAACAUCACCUGGGCUGAGUACCAAGAAGACAUGCCAUACACUGGUUAUGCUGGUUUCCAAUACCUUAACCAACAAAACGGUGCCAACGACUAUGUUCGUAAGCACAACCCUCUUAUCUUCUACGACUCUGUCUUCCUUAACCCCAACCGUUUGGCCAACAUCAAGAACUUGACCGAGUUCGACGCUGACCUCUCCGCCAAGGCUCUUCCUCAAUGGUCUUUCAUCACCCCCAACAUGACUGACGACGGUCACGAUUCUAACAUUGUUACUGCCGGAACUUGGUCUUACAAUUUCUUGAAGCCCUUGCUUGCUAACGAGUACUUCACCAAGAACACUUUGGUUAUCCUUACUUUCGAUGAGAACGAGACUUAUGCUGACAAGAACCAAGUCUAUGCUGUUCUCUUGGGUGAUAUCCCCAACAACCUCAAGGGUACUCAAGAUGGUACCUUCUAUGACCACUACUCUCUUCUCUCUUCUGUUCAAGCCAACUGGGGUUUGGCAUCUUUGGGUAGAGGUGACUGUGGUGCCAAUGUCUUUGAGAUCAUUGCCCAAAAGACUGGUUACAGAAACAAGUUUGUCGACACUACCAACCUCUACAACAACCAAUCUGGCCCUGGCUACCUCAGUGACGCUUCUGUUCCUAUUCCUGCUCCUUCUCACUGUGCCAACCCUGCUGGUGGUGUUCCUGAGCCUAUUUGGCCCGCUCCUGUUGGUUGGAACUGCCACAAGCAAUUCCCUCAACAAUGGCCUAAGCCCUUCGGCUGGCCCUUUUAA
Molecule: messenger RNA, 1182 nt
Organism: Sugiyamaella lignohabitans
Lineage: Eukaryota; Fungi; Ascomycota; Dipodascomycetes; Dipodascales; Trichomonascaceae
Exons: 1
Coding region: 1-1182 (393 amino acids)
Biological process (GO): phospholipid catabolic process
Molecular function (GO): hydrolase activity, acting on ester bonds
Source: RefSeq, a predicted model, not a curated record